This is a messenger RNA of Pestalotiopsis fici W106-1, 3303 nucleotides long. RefSeq lists its product as uncharacterized. The transcript has a single exon. The record is from RefSeq and is a predicted model, not a curated record. NCBI's taxonomy places the organism in Eukaryota, Fungi, Ascomycota, Sordariomycetes, Amphisphaeriales, Sporocadaceae. Bases 1 to 3303 code for a protein of 1100 amino acids.
AUGGAGUCCUUUCUCCCCCUCGGCGGCUUCCAGCUGCCAUUUCAGAGGAGGCUUAGCCGACUUUAUAAUGAUACCAAAAAGUCUUCAGACUUUGUCAAGGAGUCCGUGUCGGAAGACCCCGAGAUCAAGGCGAUGCAUCGGAAAAUGAAAAUUCAAAAAGAUCGACUGGUGAGCUGGGGUCUCGAGUGGUCGGAUCCGUCAAAUGAAAAGGAAAUCGAUGAGUCUCUGUCCAAGGCCGGCCUUAGUGAUCUCGUCGGCAGCAUCAUGUCUACCAUCAAGGACAUACUAGCAGAGGCCGAGCCCCUGUGGUUGAGUUCAAAGAGGCGAUUGAACGAAAAGGAAACCGAGGGCGACAAGAAGAUUCCAAUCGUGGUCUGGGACAAGGGACGAUUUGAGGAUCUCAUCAAGGACCUGACAGCUUCCAUCGACACACUCCAUGAUCUUUCCCGCACGAGAUCAUCUGCGGCAACAUCAGCUCGUGCGGCACGGUCAGCCAAAUCAACAGAAGAGCUGAGGCCAUUUAGCUCAACCAGGAUGCAGACACCACAGCAAAUUGACCCGCGCACACUCACGACCAUGACUUCUAGGAUUGCCGUCAUGUCCAAACAAGCCUAUGCUGAUUUAAACAACGGGCGGCAAUGGUCGCCUCUGCUCCUCGAAUACGCAGCAUUUGAUCCCAUUUAUUCCACGACGGGCAUCAUGCCAUCAAUGUCUCGUUUUGAAAAAUUGAGCAAUGGUCUCCAAAGCGAGUCUCAUCGAUCGCCAGGGGCUUGGAUCGGCCUACCGCUCCUCCUUGGUUAUUAUGAAGACAUGGAGAACUCGAGGCUGGGCCUUGUAUACCAAUUUCCUGCAAAUUUCAAGUCCAUGCCGUCCGAAAACCUUGCAUCCAAUCUCGUCGACAACCUUUGCACUCUGGAAGAUCUGCUCGCGAGACCUGCUCCACGAUUGGAGGCAAGAUUCCGACUAGCUCACAACCUGGCGAAUACUGUUUUUGACAUGCAUGCUCGUGGCGUCACCCACGGAAAUCUCUUGGACACGACUAUAUUGUUUUCUACCAAUGGCGACGAAGCCGAUGUCCGGAAGCCUCUGAUCUCAUCGUUUGAUCUUUUCGCGGAUGAAGGCCCUCAAAUUUCUUCCACCUCUGCCACUCUUCACCGGCAUCCUCUUGAUCCGAGGACAACUACUGACUCUCCGCUCGUGAGCAUCCGCGACUCCAAGACGCUGGACCUCUACUCUCUCGCAAUGAUUCUAGUUUCGAUCGGCUUGUGGACAAAUCUGGAGAACUUGACUUCUUCACCAAGCAUACCAGAGUCGGUUCUCGACCAGUUGGGUGUCCAAUGUGGUACGCUGUACAUGAGAGCAGUUCAAGUGUGUUGGAAUGCGGUGGAGCAAGAGCUUUCACGGCAGAUAUCUGGCGACGAAAUCUUGAGCCAAGUCCAAAUACGUGCCAGCCGCUACCUCGAAGCUUGCAGUAUCCUUGAUGGCGUUAGUGAUCUAGAUGACCGGAUCGGCGAUGUUGGGGAUCCAGGUGGGCGCGAACGACAACCAUCUCUUGCCAUCUCCAUGUCGUCUUUAGCUGGCCCUUCGACGGACAUUCGACAACCAAGAUCCGCAGCCACUACACCAAUUGUUCAUGAAGAAAGGCGUGAUGUGCCGAGACCCACUGUCGUUUCUGCUUCGGCACCAAGCACUGGUAAGUCGCAUACUCCUCUUCUAGCCGAGUGGUCGGUACUAAGAUUUACAGACUCGAAAGUCAACCCAUCGCCAAAGCUACGGCUUUACCCACAAAUUCCCCUACCUCCAGACGCAGUCGAGCAAUGGAAUACCAUUGUCAUGCCACAGGUCAACAUGGCAUUGAGGCAUUUCUGCCGCAAGCACCCCGAGUCGAUUGAAAUCACCUUGGAAUCAAUCGGCGAGUCCCCUCAAAAGACUAUGCCAACCGUACUUGUUGUUUGCACCUCUGUCGCCAAAGUCCGCAGUAUCAUAACGAAAAAGCUUGGAGCUUUGUUUGAUGGCCCAACGGGUUUCGCGCUCAAGGUUUGCAGAGGAUCUGUUGUUCGAUCUCGAAAGGAUAUCGGGCAGACUGGUGAAAAUGACCAAGAUGAGCCCGCCAAUCCGGGUUUCCAGGUCAGACCUCAAAAUGGAGCAAGCAUUGGUGCUUGGAUAGGUGACCGACACCUACCACCUGUCAGCUUUGGUGGGCUCAUCACCGUCAAUGACAAAACGUACGGCAUGACUGUCCAUCAUAUGCUUGACGAUCAAGAUGAAAUGCAAGCAAACAAUCCGCCCAUGAGGAGCGCAGCCCACGACUAUUCCUUUGAAGAUUCAGACGACACCAGUGGCAGUGAAGACUACGCAUGCGAGUUCUCCGACGCCGAGUCCGACUUCUCUGCCACUGACUUGACUAGUGAUGACGAGGAUGAGGAUGAAGAGUUUGAAGAGGACGGCGAUAUUCCUGGAGUCGAGCCCGGCUGUGGCGAGGGCUACAUCAUCACACAGCCUGCGUUUGACGAUGUGGAAAAGGGUUUCUACCCCUCGGAAGAGACAGAGGACGAGGAUCAUCUUGACACGUAUCGGCUUGGUGAGGUUCAUGCGAGUUCGGGCAUCCGACGCCGUUACGAGUCGAAUGGAUAUGUCCAUGAGAUUGACUGGGCUCUCUUUGAAUUCCAGCAGGACCGAUUCCCCAUUAUUAAUCAGGUACCCCGCCUGAAGCAACAGGAUACUUCGCCAGCCGUUCAUUUUCAACCAACCAUUGUAGCACCGUUGGAAGAGCUGCCAGGAUUGGAAGUCCAAUGCAGCGCGCGUACGAGUGGUCUUCAGACGGGCAAGAUUCUCCCUGCCAUUGCAUCCAUCAAGUUGUACGGCCGUACUUCCAUGAGCCACACGUAUCAAGUCAGCAGCAAGGCCGCUUCCGACUCGGUUCCUGUACUCGGCCCUCUGAGCAAUUCGGCUGUCAAUACUCGAUCCAUUCCUGGAGUAUCACUUGGAAUUCCCGGAGACUCUGGCGCUUGGGUGGUUGAUCGACGCAGAGGUCAUUUGUGCGGCCAUGUGCUCGCGUUCAGCCACAAGAAACAAAUUGCCUACAUUUCUCCAAUGGAUAUUCUCGUCAAGGAUAUUGCUGAAACCCUCGAAGCAUCAGAGAUACGACUUGGAGGAGAAUGCGUCUUUGCUAGAGACGUGGAGGAUUUGAGUGAUCUCAUAGAAGACGACGAUGAAGAUGAAGCGCAAAGACGAGUGGCUAUACGGAUGAAAGCCCUCGGCACCGACAUGGAUAAAAUGCAGCUCACCGAAGUGCAUGUAUAG